AUGGAAGAGAAAAGGAUAAUGCAUUAUCAUAGCUCUCACAAAAUUUUACUUGUAGGAGAGGGAGAUUUCUCCUUCUCACUCUCCUUGGCAAGAGCAUUUGGCUCAGCUGUUAAAAUGGUUGCUACCUCUCUAGAUUCUAGAGAGACUCUUGUUCUGAAGUAUAGAAGUGCAUCAAGUAACCUGAUUGAACUUGAGAGUCUUGGCUGCACCAUCUUCCACAAUGUAGAUGCUUACAAUAUGACUCAACACCAUUAUCUCAAGAACGAAUGUUUUGAUCGAAUUAUCUUUAACUUUCCUCACGCUGGUUUUGUUUAUCGUGAAUCCAAUGUAUUCCAGAUUCUGUUGCACAGAAGACUAGUGAGUGGAUUUCUAAAAAGUGCUAAAUACAUGCUUACGUUAUUAGGAGAAAUUCAUGUUUCACACAAGACAUCGCAUCCAUUUUGUAUAUGGGACGUCAAGGGUCUAGCAAAAAAUGAAGGAUUGAUGUUUAUUGAAGAGGUUGAUUUUCAACAAUCAUAUUAUCCAGGUUAUAGAAACAAGAGAGGUUCUGGCUUGCAAUGUGAUCAGAGUUUCCCUAUUAGAAAGAGUAGUACUUUCAAAUUUUCUUAUAUGAUGUAUGGAGAAGAGGAAAUAGUUGGGCUUUGA
Molecule: messenger RNA, 645 nt
Organism: Lathyrus sativus (Indian pea)
Lineage: Eukaryota; Viridiplantae; Streptophyta; Magnoliopsida; Fabales; Fabaceae
Source: the annotation of a GenBank genome assembly